GGAGCAAGGGACGCGGACACAAAAAUCUGGAAUGGGAUGGUAGGAGAACUUGUUUAUGGGAAAGCAGAGAUUGCUAUUGCCCCUCUGACAAUCACUUUGGUCCGAGAGGAGGUCAUUGACUUCUCUAAGCCCUUCAUGAGCUUGGGCAUCUCUAUAAUGAUCAAAAAGCCUCAGAAAUCUAAACCAGGAGUGUUUUCCUUCUUGGAUCCUCUGGCCUAUGAGAUUUGGAUGUGCAUAGUCUUUGCCUACAUUGGUGUCAGCGUGGUCUUAUUCCUAGUUAGCAGGUUUAGUCCAUAUGAGUGGCAUACAGAAGAGCCAGAGGAUGGAAAGGAAGGACCCAGCGACCAGCCUCCCAAUGAGUUUGGCAUCUUUAACAGCCUCUGGUUUUCCCUGGGUGCCUUUAUGCAGCAAGGAUGUGACAUUUCACCCAGAUCCCUCUCAGGUCGAAUUGUUGGAGGUGUUUGGUGGUUCUUUACACUCAUCAUUAUAUCAUCUUAUACCGCUAACCUCGCCGCUUUCCUGACGGUUGAGCGAAUGGUCUCCCCCAUAGAAAGUGCGGAAGACCUGGCCAAACAAACAGAAAUUGCCUAUGGAACACUGGAUUCAGGGUCAACCAAAGAAUUCUUCAGAAGAUCCAAAAUCGCGGUGUACGAGAAGAUGUGGACGUACAUGCGGUCGGCGGAGCCGUCGGUGUUCACGCGGACCACGGCGGAGGGCGUGGCGCGCGUGCGCAAGUCCAAGGGCAAGUUCGCCUUCCUGCUGGAGUCCACGAUGAACGAGUACAUCGAGCAGCGCAAGCCCUGCGACACCAUGAAAGUGGGAGGAAACCUGGAUUCCAAGGGCUAUGGCGUAGCUACUCCCAAGGGCUCCUCAUUAAGAAAUGCUGUUAACCUCGCAGUUUUAAAACUGAAUGAACAAGGCCUCUUGGACAAAUUGAAAACAAAUGGUGGUACGACAAAGGAGAAUGUGGCAGCGGGGGAGGUGACUCCAAGGUCAGCCUCAAUGUCACCAAAAGCGGGUAAACAGUAUGUAUAGUAAUAGGUGCAUCUG
Canis lupus familiaris (dog) is the source of this 1050-nucleotide messenger RNA. Its product is annotated as glutamate receptor 4-like. The transcript is spliced from 5 exons. Bases 37 to 1035 code for a protein of 332 amino acids. Gene Ontology annotation, molecular function: AMPA glutamate receptor activity; transmitter-gated monoatomic ion channel activity involved in regulation of postsynaptic membrane potential. Gene Ontology annotation, biological process: modulation of chemical synaptic transmission; synaptic transmission, glutamatergic. The record is from RefSeq and is a predicted model, not a curated record. Lineage: Eukaryota; Metazoa; Chordata; Mammalia; Carnivora; Canidae. Gene Ontology annotation, cellular component: dendritic spine; AMPA glutamate receptor complex; plasma membrane.